CGGCUGUACGGGUUCCGUGUGGGACUGUGAGGGCUGAGGAUUUCCGGGUCAGCGGGUUCUUCAUCGGGAGGCCAGGGCUAGCAGCUUCUUCUAAGAAGUGCACUGGGUUUACCCCACGGCCCUUUGGUUUUUGCUGGAGUGGAAGGAGAGUGUGGCGAUGGCGGCCCCUGCACAGCCGAAGAAAAUCGUAGCCCCUACGGUGUCCCAGAUCAACGCAGAGUUCGUGACCCAGUUAGCAUGUAAAUACUGGGCUCCUCACAUCAAGAAAAAAUCACCUUUUGACAUAAAGGUUAUUGAAGAAAUAUAUGAGAAGGAGAUUGUCAAGUCAAGAUUUGCCAUCCGAAAGAUAAUGCUAUUGGAAUUUAGCCAGUAUCUUGAAAAUUAUCUCUGGAUGAAUUAUUCUCCAGAGGUAUCUAGCAAGGCCUAUUUAAUGUCCAUCUGCUGUAUGGUGAAUGAGAAAUUCAGAGAAAAUGUUCCUGCAUGGGAGACUUUUAAGAAGAAACCAGAUCACUUCCCAUUCUUUUUUAAGCGCAUCUUGAAAGCGGCAUUAGCUGAAAAUGAUGGUGAAUUUUCACUCCAUGAACAGACAGUUCUAUUGCUUUUUCUUGAUCAUUGCUUCAAUAGUUUGGAAGUAGACUUGAUACGGAGUCAAGUACAGCAGCUUAUCUCACUCCCAAUGUGGAUGGGCUUACAGCCUGCGCGAUUGGAAUUAGAAUUAAAAAAGACACCUAAGCUAAGAAAAUUUUGGAAUUUGAUUAAAAAGAAUGAUGAAAAGAUGGAUCCAGAAGCAAGAGAACAGGCCUAUCAAGAAAGAAGAUUUCUUUCACAGCUUAUCCAGAAGUUUAUCUCUGUUCUGAAAUCAGUCCCACUUUCCGAACCUGUCACUAUGGACAAAGUUCAUUACUGUGAAAGAUUCAUUGAACUUAUGAUAGAUCUAGAGGCCCUGCUUCCUACUAGGCGCUGGUUUAAUACCAUCCUAGAUGACUCUCAUCUUUUGGUUCACUGUUACCUUUCCAAUCUUGUUCAUAGGGAAGAGGAUGGCCAUCUUUUUUCUCAGCUUUUGGACAUGCUUAAGUUCUAUACUGGUUUUGAAAUUAAUGACCAGACUGGAAAUGCUCUGACAGAGAAUGAGAUGACCACAAUUCAUUAUGAUAGAAUUACUUCUCUACAGAGAGCUGCUUUUGCACAUUUCCCUGAACUCUAUGAUUUUGCCCUCUCAAAUGUAGCAGAAGUAGAUACUCGGGAAUCCUUGGUCAAGUUUUUUGGCCCUCUUAGUUCAAACACUCUCCACCAGGUGGCAUCAUACCUCUGCUUGUUGCCAACCCUUCCUAAAAAUGAAGAUACAACUUUUGAUAAAAAAUUUCUUCUAGAAUUGCUGGUAUCUCGACAUGAACGUCGGAUUUCUCAGAUUCAGCAAUUGAAUCAGAUGCCUUUGUAUCCAACUGAAAAAAUCAUAUGGGAUGAAAAUAUUGUCCCAACUGAGUACUAUUCUGGGGAAGGUUGUCUUGCUCUUCCCAAGUUGAAUUUACAGUUUUUGACUCUUCAUGACUAUCUCCUAAGGAAUUUUAAUCUCUUCCGCUUAGAAUCAACAUAUGAAAUUAGACAGGAUAUUGAGGAUAGUGUCAGCAGAAUGAAACCAUGGCAAUCUGAGUAUGGUGGUGUAGUGUUUGGUGGUUGGGCACGAAUGGCCCAGCCCAUUGUGGCUUUCACUGUAGUUGAGGUUGCCAAACCCAACAUAGGUGAAAACUGGCCAACCCGAGUUCGUGCAGAUGUCACCAUCAAUUUGAAUGUCAGAGAUCACAUCAAAGACGAAUGGGAAGGUCUUCGUAAACAUGAUGUAUGUUUUCUAAUUACUGUGCGUCCCACAAAACCUUAUGGCACAAAGUUUGACCGGAGGAGACCUUUUAUUGAGCAGGUUGGCCUGGUUUAUGUCAGAGGUUGUGAAAUCCAGGGCAUGCUGGAUGAUAAAGGGCGUGUCAUUGAGGAUGGACCUGAACCCAGACCCAAUCUUAGAGGAGAAUCAAGAACAUUUAGAGUAUUUUUGGAUCCAAACCAGUAUCAACAGGAUAUGACCAAUACUAUACAAAAUGGAGCAGAAGAUGUAUAUGAAACUUUCAAUAUAAUAAUGAGGAGAAAACCAAAGGAAAAUAACUUUAAGGCUGUGCUGGAGACUAUUCGAAACCUGAUGAAUACUGACUGUGUGGUACCUGACUGGCUGCAUGAUAUCAUUUUAGGUUACGGGGACCCAAGUAGUGCUCAUUAUUCAAAAAUGCCCAAUCAGAUUGCUACCCUUGAUUUCAAUGAUACAUUUCUGUCCAUUGAACAUUUAAAAGCCAGCUUUCCUGGUCAUAAUGUUAAAGUAACUGUGGAUGACCCAACUCUACAGAUACCCCCUUUCAGGAUAACUUUUCCAGUAAGAAGUGGAAAGGGAAAGAAAAGGAAAGAUGCAGAUGAAGAUGAAGACACUGAAGAGGCAAAAACCUUAAUUGUUGAGCCUCAUGUUAUUCCUAACAGGGGACCUUAUCCUUAUAACCAACCCAAACGUAAUACAAUUCAGUUCACUCAUACACAGAUUGAGGCCAUUCGAGCUGGAAUGCAGCCUGGGCUUACUAUGGUUGUGGGCCCGCCUGGUACAGGAAAAACAGAUGUAGCAGUACAAAUCAUAUCCAACAUCUACCACAAUUUCCCAGAGCAGAGGACUCUAAUUGUUACUCAUUCGAAUCAGGCCCUGAACCAGUUGUUUGAGAAAAUCAUGGCAUUAGACAUUGAUGAGCGCCACCUGCUGCGUCUUGGUCAUGGAGAAGAAGAGCUGGAAACAGAGAAAGAUUUCAGUAGGUAUGGAAGAGUUAAUUAUGUCUUGGCUCGAAGAAUAGAACUUUUAGAAGAAGUCAAACGACUGCAAAAGAGUCUAGGGGUUCCAGGAGAUGCUUCAUACACUUGUGAAACUGCAGGUUAUUUCUUCUUAUAUCAGGUAAUGUCUCGUUGGGAAGAAUAUAUCAGCAAAGUAAAAAAUAAAGGCAGUACAUUACCAGAUGUUACGGAAAUCUCCACUUUUUUCCCUUUCCAUGAAUAUUUUGCAAAUGCUCCUCAACCCAUUUUUAAAGGCAGAUCUUACGAAGAAGACAUGGAAAUUGCUGAAGGAUGUUUCAGGCAUAUAAAGAAAAUCUUUACUCAGCUUGAGGAAUUCAGAGCCUCUGAACUGCUCCGCAGUGGACUGGACAGAUCUAAAUACCUGUUAGUGAAGGAAGCCAAAAUCAUUGCUAUGACCUGUACUCAUGCUGCCUUAAAACGCCAUGAUUUGGUAAAGUUAGGUUUUAAGUAUGACAACAUUUUAAUGGAAGAGGCUGCUCAAAUUCUGGAGAUAGAAACUUUUAUACCUCUUCUCCUACAGAAUCCUCAGGAUGGAUUUAGCCGACUGAAACGAUGGAUCAUGAUUGGUGAUCAUCACCAGUUACCUCCAGUCAUUAAGAACAUGGCCUUUCAGAAGUAUUCAAACAUGGAGCAGUCUCUCUUUACUCGCUUUGUCCGGGUUGGUGUUCCUACUGUGGACCUCGAUGCUCAAGGGAGAGCCAGAGCAAGCUUGUGCAACCUUUACAACUGGCGAUACAAGAAUCUAGGAAACUUACCCCAUGUGCAGCUCUUGCCAGAGUUCAGCACAGCAAAUGCUGGCUUACUAUAUGACUUCCAGCUCAUUAAUGUUGAAGAUUUCCAAGGAGUUGGAGAAUCAGAACCUAAUCCUUACUUUUAUCAGAAUCUUGGAGAAGCAGAAUAUGUAGUAGCACUUUUUAUGUAUAUGUGCUUACUUGGUUACCCUGCAGACAGGAUCAGUAUUCUAACAACUUACAAUGGCCAAAAGCAUCUUAUUCGUGAUAUCAUCAAUAGACGAUGUGGGAAUAAUCCAUUGAUUGGAAGACCAAAUAAGGUAACAACUGUUGAUAGAUUUCAAGGUCAACAGAAUGAUUACAUUCUUCUUUCUCUGGUACGAACCAGGGCAGUGGGCCAUCUGAGGGAUGUUCGUCGCUUAGUAGUGGCCAUGUCAAGAGCCAGACUCGGACUUUAUAUCUUCGCCAGAGUAUCCCUCUUCCAAAACUGUUUUGAACUAACUCCAGCUUUCAGCCAACUCACAGCCCGCCCACUUCAUUUGCAUAUAAUUCCAACAGAACCUUUCCCAACCACUAGAAAGAAUGGAGAAAGACCAUCUCAUGAAGUACAGAUAAUAAAAAAUAUGCCCCAGAUGGCAAACUUUGUUUACAACAUGUACAUGCAUUUGAUACAGACCACACAUCAUUAUCAUCAGACUUUCUUACAACUACCACCUGCGAUGGUGGAAGAAGGUGAAGAAGUUCAAAAUCAAGAAACAGAAUUGGAAGCAGAAGAAGAAGCCAUGCUUAUUCAAGCUGAUGACAUACCAAGUCCACCUGAUGACAGCUGUAGUCAAGAGACCCUGGCACCUCAGUCUGACACCACCCCCAAUCAGACUGAGACCACUGCCAGUCAGACAGGAGCUGAUUCCAAUCCAGAAGCACUCACUGCUUCAUGUGAGGUUAUUGCUUCUGAGGCUGUCACCCCUCAGGAUGCCACAUCUGCCCCAGCAGAGACCAACUAGUCAAACUAGCUUUUUUUAGAGAGGACAUUUCAGUCGUAAAGUCGAAGCAAAGUUACUUUUGGUACCUUACAUUUGCUUCAGCUAUUUCAAUGGCACUAAUUAAUGUUCAGUUCUUAUUUUUGUUAACUGGUUGUCCAAUGUAUUUUUUUUUAAAAAUUAAAUGUAUGUAAACAGUUUGGUUUCAUUUACUUAAACAGAAGGGCAAAUAACUGUUUCUUUUAUAUUUGAUCACUGAGUGUAUCUAUAAUGUAUCUACCUUAAUAUGAUUUCCUCUAGAGUGUAUAAGACAUACUUCACAUUUUUAGCAAGCUCUAGAGAAAAGAACAAAAUACACUGUAAUUAACUAUAAGUGCCCUUGAGCAAAUGUCCCAAUUAGGGAGGAAAUGGUUUCUUCUGUCAUGCAUACUCAAGUUCCAUCACCUUUGAUUUACCUUUUGUUCUUUCUUUAAAGACAUUCCAUAAAGAUUUCUGCAGUCUGUCAAAGAGAUUUCCUUCCCCAGAAUCUCAGAAUGUAUCAGAAUCACCUAUAGUGUUGUUUAUUCUUAGGGUCCACCUCAGACCUGGUCAUUCAGAAUCUCAAGCUUAGAUAGGCUGAUAGUGUUUGGGUUGUUGGGAGAGUGGCAUCAGAUAAGGCUGGUGAGGCUGAAAUAGGAUUUGUCACUCAACUGAACAGGAAAACUCUGGGCAGGAAGCAGGACCCAGACUCUGGGCAGUAAUUCAGCUAUUGUGCAGGGUGGAAGCCUCCAGUGCAGAGUUCUGUUUUGUGCCAUUUCAUUUUCUUUGUGGAUGUGCAGAGUUCAGUUUUGUGCUGUUUAGUUUUUGUGAAUAACUAUCCACAAGGACACCUUCAGGUCUACAGUGUACCUAGUUUGGAAGGGCAGAGGUAUGAGUACUUUCCUAUUUGAAGUUUAUUAGAAAUGUAGAGGUGUGGGCCCUACUCCAGAUCCAUUAAAUCUAAAUUUGUAUUGCAACAAAGUCCUCAGCUGAUUCAUUUGUAUUUUGUGGUUUGAGAAGCACUGUACUGAGAUUGGUGUGUUUUCUGACUAGUGACCUCUGCCUAUAAGGACUGUAUGGGAUGGUCAGAGCACAAUAGAAGAGAUGGAUGUGUAUUUGUAGGGGUAGGAGACAUUGCCCACUUGUUCUCUUCUUCCCAUCUUGAUCAUCCGCUAGGCUGACUGAGGAGAGGAUUUUCCCAAAGCACAUCUACCUAUGGAAUUAACCACAUCCAAGAAACUUUUGAGGAAAGAAUAAGAAUUGUACCCCUGAUCCUGGCAGUUUGAAGAGAUGGUUAAUUCAUAAGGAAAUUAAACCCACAAAAUUCAGUCAAUUGUAUUUUUGAGUCACUAAUGUUUGCUUAAUUCUACCAGGCUGUGGUGGAUAUGAUUCACACUUUCACCUUACAGUGUGUCUAACUGCAUUAGAACACUGUGUAAAUGUUAACUGAGGAGGGGGAAGUGAAAAGAUAUGAAAGGAGUAAAAUGUGAAGGAAACUACUAGGAAUCCCUGGUCUGUUUGUUAUCAGAGUAAGGAUCAAACCAGUCUGUUAUGUAAUUUCUCUGAUAUAAGAAUUUGAAAGCAGGUGUUGUGGGCAUCUGUAUGAGGAAUAGCACUCCCAGAAUUAUUUUCAUUUGUGAAUAUAUGGUAUCAGGCUAAGCAAGAUGGAAAGAAGCUUUGCCGUAUUACAGUCUUUCCUGGAAAAGAUUGAUUUUUCUCUCUACCCUUUAGAGGAUAUGAAUUAUGAUACCUGCAGCCAAAAUAAGCAAACUGCUGGGCAGCUUUCUCAAACUGUUUUCCAAGUCUAACUUAGAAAAUCUCUGUCUAACUGGAUGAUCAUUCUUUUUUCUUUGCUGCUUGAUUUUUCUACCACAAUUUAAAAAGCAAACGUAUGUGGAAGAUGGAUAAACCUUUUAUCAAAGGAAUUAAAAAAUGGGUGAGGGCAGUGCAAUUAAAUUGUUCAAUCACCAGAAAGGCCAGAGGGUUGCAGAGAAUCAUGGAAUUUUUAAGGAAUUUUAGAGAUUCUUUUUAAAAUAAUGAGGAAACAGAAUGGAGAGGCUGACAAAUGGGGGCAUAAGGUAAAAUUAAGUCCAUACUCCUAAAGCAGUAUUUUAUUUAUAUUUUAAAUCAAGAGUGAUGGCUUUACCAAUUCAAGAGUUUUUUAUUUAACCUGAGAUUUUACAGACAGGUACUAGAGUCAUCUACUCUUGCAGAUUAGUGUUCCCACUGCUCUCCAUCCUGUUUUUCAUAUUUGAAUAUGUCAUGAUUUGGGAUUCUAUUUUUAAAAGGAGACCAAAAAGAUGCAUGCUAAGAGAAUGAGCAUGAAAUGAAGCAAUUCAAGUAUUGAGACUUUUUUCCCCACAAAAUGCUGAGUUAAGAAAGUUAAUUACCAGCAGCUGAGAAUAAAUAACUCCAUUGAUUUAGGCAAAUGAAUGAGAAGAUCUAAACAUUAUCAGGACUCUUGAAGUUGGUGUGAUGAUAAAAGUUGAGAUGUUUUGCUAGAUACUAAAAAGAAACUGCGUAAGUGGAUCAUUUGUGCUUCUAUUAAAAAUGAAGCUUUUAUGAUCAGGAAAUAGAAUGAUAUUGUAAAGCAAACUUUGGACUCACCCUGACCUGGCUCAAAUUUUACCUAAUUUGUUUAUCAGCCUUUGAUUUGACCUUAGACAAGUUUUAUAACUUUAUAACUUCUGUAAGUCCCAGUUUUCUUUAUAAAAACAGGGAAGAAAUCUGUUUGGAUUUGUUAGUUUGUUUUAUAGAAUAAUGUUUAUGAAAAGAUUCAACUCCUAGCCACUCAGGAAAUAACAGUCCCUGUCUUCUCAUUUUUCUCCAAAACCUUGAGACAAUGUAGUAAAUUGUCACCUAAUCCUUUAAGUUGAGCACCUACCUGUGUCCCUAUCCAGAGAGCAUAGAAGACAAUGAAGGGGACAUGGUAGCAAUGGACCUUGAGGAUCUAUCAAAAUCAGGUCUUCUGGUUAGAGACUUCUGAAUCAGUCUAUUAUAACAUUGAGGGUGGUCUCUGCUAAAAUUAAAAUUCUCACAGAACAUUGUGACCAGAAGGAUAGUCACUAGGUCCCAUCAUGCUUCUGAUAUGUGUCUUAACUGCAUGGAACUAAUCAUGUCUAUCAGUUGUGAAUGUCUAUCAUGUAUGAAUCGUGUAUUGCCCCAGCCUUAAAUCAUUUAUGUUGUUGGAUUUGCUUGACUUUGUGCCAGGAGUGUGCUAUUUUCUUAUUUUUCAGUCAUUCAAAUGGUAUUUUCAGAGCUGUUUCUUCAAUUAAGAUAAGAUACAAUAGAUUUUUUUUUAAAAACAAUCCUUUUGUAGGAGCCAGAAGAGCUGCAAAAAAUAAGCAGUGCCUUCUGUAAGAAAACACUUAGCCAUUAGCCUUUGUAAUUAUUAGGCAAUCGUGUUAAUAGAUGUUUAUGAAUGGUGGAACUGGAACUGUUCUAAGCCAAGGUGGUAAAUGAAGAUAUGGGAGACGGUUUUUCCUUUACCCACUGGUACUCUUUAGUGCCCCAGAAAAGCUUUAAUUAAAUGGGAUCUAGAAGCUUUUGAUGCUCAGGUUUUUCUUUGUAGGAACGAACCCUAGCUCAACCCAUUGGAGUGUGGCUCAGAAUACAGCCUGGUUACUGCUGACAUUAUUCCAAUCUUAUUCUCUUGGCCUUCUCCCUUUAGGUUACACAAAUUGCUGUGGCUGGUAAGCUUUUUCACUUACAUACAAAGAUUUCUGAUCCCAUUAUCUUUCAGCAUAUUUCAGAAAAUACUGCUUUUGAAAAAUACUCUGAAAAAAGCAAUUUCCUUGGUCAAUUAUUUUUGGGAAACAAAAUGAAUAAUUGUGUUCUCCAUUUGCAGAAUCUCACUUAGCCAAGUAAAGGUUCUAAGAAGUCCUGCUGAAAAGAAUCGUGUAUAGCUUAUGUAUCACUUCUCAAACUUUAGAACAUAGAAUUUUUUUUUUUUAAUUAAAACACCUUAUGUAACUAUUUCCUCAGAACAUAGCUUAGGAACUGAUAUCUUUACAACUUGGACUCACCCUGAAAAAAUAAACCCCAAAUAUUUUUUUUCUCUAAGUAACUAGAGGCUGAAGUGACAUAGUUGAACAAAAACUAGAGGUGAGUGAUUUGUAUAAAAUGUCAUAUUAUAGUGUAAUUUGUUGAGUGUCAUGUGGCAUUAAUACCAACAUCCUGAAAUGGCAAGUUAAUAAGUUUGAUCAAUGUAACAUGACAUUCCUUCAUGUGAGCCUCCUAAGAAAAGGUCACUGAGCUUUCUCUGUUUUGAGACUCCAGAAUUUCACACCAAGCUUUUCUUCUCAUUUCCUAUCAUACAGUAAGAGUUUCUAUUUCCAGUAUGUCUUAUGUUCUCCAUUCUUUGUUUCUGGUUUUUUGUUUUUAAAGUUUAAAUUCUGAGAAAGAAAUGAAUUAUUUCACAUAGUAGGAGUGAGCCAGAAAUAAUGGAAGAAAAUCAAGGCAAAUAUAAAAAUGAAUACAAUUUCCUUUCAUCAGAGUGUUAAACACUGAGAACCCACAUAGUUACCUUGCAUCAGCAGGUUGAAUUCUCUUUUGCUUGAUAUCCAUAAAUGACUGUCCCCACAAUUCCCUUCCCCUCUGUGACUUCACAUUGUAUUUUCAAUUUAUACCUCAUGUUGCAAUUUAAGUUGAAGAACCUCAAAGAUAACUCUCUGAGAAAUGCCUGUUUUAAUAUAAAAAGUUCUUUUGACAAGCUGAGUUACUAACAUUUUUUAAAAAGUUUAUAGCUCUGAAUGGGAAUUGGUGAGUAUAAAACAAUAUCUGCUUUAGUUCAUUGGUUCAUUUUGGCCAUGUUUGUUUGGUUGACUUUUUCUUCUGGUUUCACAAACUGGACUGAAAGUGCCCUGUUAACUAUAGUCUUGAUACCCUUGACUUUGAGUAGCACCUUCCAGUGUGCUGGUUUCCUCUGACUGCCACAAAAUAGCAGUAGAAGAGGAGUAGACCUACUUAGUUGGCAUUUCAUUUUGCUUUUUUGACUACUUUUCACUGGUAGUGUUUUGAAUUUGGUAUAACGAAAUGUUGCAAGAUGUCUUUGCAUUUCUAAUUCUUGUGUUUGCAGUCUGUUAAGUACCUACUAUGUGCCAGGCACCUGAGCCAGAAGCAACCCAUUGGUUUAUAGAUAACACCAAGGGUGAAUUGCUAGGCUACCACAGUUGAUUGAACUGGGACUAGAACCAGGCAGAUUUGCUUACCAUACUGUUCUUUGAACUUCCUUGAGACACACUGAAGUAGAAGAAGCAACACUUAGGCUUUCCCCAUGAGUAAAAUGAACCUACUAAGAAUUCCUGUCAGGGUUAACAUACCAGAGAAGAGGCUAGGUUACCAAAAUAAGGAUAGGAAAUAAGAGGUCUGUAGAAAGAAUGCUCCAAUGACUUUUAGUAGAAAGCCAAAUUAGUAUUUGUUUUGGUUUAAAAAAUGUAUGAUGCCUCAUAAUGGGAAAGGACUUUAGUAGGGAUACUCUGUUCCUCCAAAACUCUAUAGUUAAUUAUCCAGAAGCCAUUUUGUAUUUUAAACAAUGAAAGAACAGGUUAAAUAGCAAUACUCUUAAAAUAUGUGAUGUCUAUUAAGGGGACAGAUAGGUUUCAUUAAAAUCUGUACUUUACCAUUAAUACACCAACUGGUUCAGUCUUCCAGUUAACUCCUCCUAUCACAAACCCAGCACUGGUAUAUUUGAGAAUUGAAAAGAACAUCCAUGUGAGUUAAAAGUCCCCAAGGGUAUAAGUUUAUUUGUAAAACAAUUCGAAGCAAUAUACUCCUACAAAAUUACAGAAAUAAGUUUUCCGAGACUGCCAUUGCAUAUCUUGAUCUAGUUGAACUCAUUAAAAGAAUGGGCUCAUGUGAGCAAGCAGAGGAUAUGUCCUCUACUGAAAUACAAUCCUAUCUUAGGGAAAAAGUCAUGAAUGUCAAUUUUCAUUGAUACUUCAGUAAUCUAAUUGAUCUUAACUUGCCAUACUACUAUUAAUAGUGGGCAUAGGAAGUGAAAUUAUUGGUUCUUAUCUUGAACUAACAAUUAGAGGGAGUACCAUCUCUUCACCCAGCUAUUCUGAAAUGUCAGAUGCAGGUCACAUGAAUACAAAGGUCCCUGACACCAAACACAGAGUUCUCAGAACAGAUUGGAGGUGUCAGCUCUGAGGAUUCCUAAACUAAAAUGAAGGAGUCAUUUUAUUUAUUUAUCAUUUUAUUUAGCUAUUUCCUAAUAGGAGACAUUUAAAUCAUUUUGGAUAUAUUUUAUUUAUAUUUCUGAUAUUUAUAUUUUAUGCUGGCCAGCUACAAAGAAUAACUUUAUAUUACUUUAUAGUCUGAGUGUAUUUCAAAGAAAAUCCCUGCAAGUGGAAUAACUGGGUCAAAGGUUAUGAGUACUUAUAAUUUUAAUAUAUGUUGCUUGUCCUUCACAAAAGUGUAUCCAUCUGCACUCCCACAGCAAAGUGUAAGACUGCUUGGUAGUUUGCUCAAAAUAGCCAUCCUGGUAAUGUGUAUUAUAAAACUUUGGAACAUCUUGCCAUUAUAAGUGAAGAAUCAUUUUAAUGUCAUUUUAAGUUGCAUUUCUCUGAUUAAAGCAAGGUUAAUAUUUUUAUGUUUAAGUUUAUUUGUAUUUGCCUAUCCUUUUAUUUUUACCCUUUAUGAUAAUCAUUUUGGUUUAGAUAUAUUUCUUGUGUACAAUGUAGAAUUGGAUUUGCUUUGUGAUUUAUUUGAAAAUCUUUUUUUAAAAAAAUGCUUGAACCUGUAAUACCAGCAGCUCAAGAUGCUGAGGCAAGAGGAUUGCAAGUUUGAGGCCAGCCUUAGCAACUUAGCAAGGACCUAAGCAA
Molecule: messenger RNA, 11424 nt
Organism: Sciurus carolinensis (gray squirrel)
Lineage: Eukaryota; Metazoa; Chordata; Mammalia; Rodentia; Sciuridae
Gene: Aqr
Product: aquarius intron-binding spliceosomal factor
Exons: 35
Coding region: 158-4606 (1482 amino acids)
Biological process (GO): mRNA splicing, via spliceosome
Cellular component (GO): catalytic step 2 spliceosome
Molecular function (GO): mRNA binding; helicase activity
Source: RefSeq, a predicted model, not a curated record